Aspergillus thermomutatus is the source of this 918-nucleotide messenger RNA. RefSeq lists its product as uncharacterized. NCBI's taxonomy places the organism in Eukaryota, Fungi, Ascomycota, Eurotiomycetes, Eurotiales, Aspergillaceae. Gene Ontology annotation, molecular function: RNA-DNA hybrid ribonuclease activity; nucleic acid binding. The coding region runs from base 1 to 918 and encodes 305 amino acids. The record is from RefSeq and is a predicted model, not a curated record. The transcript has a single exon. Gene Ontology annotation, biological process: DNA replication, removal of RNA primer.
AUGUUCGUUCGACCUGACAGUCCCAUCGAGCUUCCAAACGGACAACUAGUCUGUGGUGCCCAUCAUCUUGUCAUCUGUCCUUACUGCACUGUGGAUUACAGCUUCAUCGAGAUUGAGGAGGACGAGCCAGGACAGCAUGAUUCGGACGAGGACGAUACCAAUGACCAUUACCCAUUCUCCGUGGCCGGCGUGGCGGCUCUGCGUCGUAACAGCGCUGGUGGGUUUACAGACAUGUCCAUAGGAAAUGAGACACGUGUUGGCACUGGCAAAGUCAUCCCAACCAAAUUUCCCGUGCCCAGGGGAUGCGACUCUCCUCAUGCUCUCUUCCGUCCAGGCAUCACUCCCGAAGCAUCACCGCCCACAAUCCGCUUUAUCAAUCCCAGCAAACCGUCUGAAUUCCUUAUCUUCACCGACGGAGCCUGUUUAAACAAUGGCGCUGCUCAUCCAAGAGGAGGCUGUGCUUUUGUAUUUAAGCCCUCUACUGCUGACAGACCUGGCUAUUUAUCGUUUCAACUUGAGGAGAAAGGGCCGACAGGUGAGUCCCAUAAGCACACUAGCAACCGUGCUGAGCUUCGGGCCGUCAUUGGAGCAUCCAGAUUCCGCAGGUGGGAUGGAGAAGGGUGCAAGAGCCUGGUCUUUGCAACGGAUUCAGAGUACGUUGUUGAAGGUGCGACCAACUGGAUUCAAGGCUGGAUGCGCAGAGGGUGGAAGACGAGCACUGGCGAACCCGUCAAGAACAAAGACCUGUGGCAGUGCCUGCUUGGAGAGUGUGAAAGAUGGGCUGACAAUGGCGUAAAGAUCAGCUUCUGGCGCAUUCCACGGGAAUUGAACAAGGAGGCUGACCGCUGGGCUAAAGAUGCUGCCGCUAAGGAGGAGCAGCGUGCCGUAUUCCGGGAUAUCUCUGGUAUCUUGGUGUAA